AUGCCGUGCCGUAUUGGUAACCGUAAUUAUAGUUAUCAAUAUAAUAUUUUAAAACUAAGAUAUUAUCCAGCAGUAAAUAUACAACAAACACAACGAAAAUUUGCUUCUGAUAUUUAUACUUAUUUCAAAGAUUUGUUUGAAAAGUAUAAUUUUACUGAUGCAAACUUGAAUUGUCUAGAGUUGAAUGUUUUUAAUGAACAAGUCAAAGUCAAGUUUACUGAAUCAAAUAAUGAAUUGGCAUCUUUAACUCAUCUUGAUUCUUAUAUUUAUGCAUGUAACAGAGGAUUAAUCUCACAAGACAGUUAUAGAUAUUUAGCAGCUAUUCAAUCAUCAUUAGAAUGUGAGCAUAUUAUAUCUGCACGACGAAAGAAAAUUAAUAAAAUUAUGCAAGAAAAAAUUCCAAUUAAGAGUUUUAAUAUUAAUUCUAUAUCUGAAUUUUCUUUUAUUAUUGAAGAAAAUGAAGACAUAUAUAUUAAUAAAACUCAAAUAGGAAAUGGUGCAAUAUGA
Cetraspora pellucida is the source of this 507-nucleotide messenger RNA. The record is from the annotation of a GenBank genome assembly. NCBI's taxonomy places the organism in Eukaryota, Fungi, Glomeromycota, Glomeromycetes, Diversisporales, Gigasporaceae.